AUUUUCAAAACAUGCAGACGAAAGAAUACAGAUAUGAUACUAGAAACAUAAUGUAUGGUGAUCAGCGCGUUAUGUGUACAAUAGAUUAUCAAGGUACAUACUCUGUAAAUUUGAAAUUGGUAUCAGCUCAAUAUCCUGCUUUCAGAUUAGCAAAAAGAAAAUUGGUGCCACAAUUGUUGAAACAAGCUCAUUUUGUAAUCCCGUUUGGACUAAAGGAACUACGAUUGUCAUUAAUAGCAUGUGUGGAAAAGCAUUGUGAUAUUACGGUAUCAUCAGAAUCUAUCGACGACAUGAUUGAACAACUCAGUCGAUGAGAGAUGCAACUGAUAAUUUACAUGACCAGCCAUUGCCUGACUUGAAAUAUCGCUUAACGAACAGAUCAAUCACUUUAGAGGACAUACGUGAACAUCUUUUUGGUUCUGUCGAAAAAUUCUUUAGAAACGAAGUAGAUAAAUUCCUUGUAGGUACGAGCAAUAUAAUACCCAGGCCAAUAGACAUUUUUUGCACAAGUCGAAUCCCGAAAACAUUUUUAGCUUGGACGGUAAUCUCAUCAGUUGUUGAUUGGUCGAAAGAGUCUUUCAAGAAGCUAAGAGAAUCUUACACAUCAGGUUCUAUACGUCCCAAAUCUGAAUACUUUGACUAUAGUUUUCGAAGAAAUACAGUUUUACAGCUUUUAGAAAACCGAAUGGAAGAAUUUUACGUGCGCAGAAACCCAAUUAUACUACCCAACGUAACAACAAUGGAAGAACCCAAAAGUUGCUUAAAGUCUAAUAUCUUCAUCAAUAUCGACAUAUCGCCUACACAAAUCCAGACUGUUUUUACAUACCUUGAUAAAGAUAGACAAGUUGGACAGAAGCAAAAUUUUGAAUGUAAUAUGCAACCAUUGAAUAGUUUCAUCAAGCAAUCAGAAUUACAUCAAAGACCAAUACUCCGCAUAUCAAAUAGACUGAAGUUACGUUUGGAAACGAUUUUUGGUGACUAUCUUAAAUUAUACUCAAAUUACAUCGGACAGAGUAUGAUAAUGGAGACAACAACUAAACCACCUGAUCAAGUUUCAAUAAAAGAGAAAACGGAGAGUACUUUCAACGAUUAUAUUGGGAUAAAAACUGGCAAAAAUCGACCAAACAAAAUCAGAAAAUUAUUUGUUUCCUCAAAUCCAAACCUAUUUAAACAGCUUACGGCAAACAUUGAAAUGGACGAUCUUUUUGCGUCGAAGGAUGAAUCUUCUGGUUCGGAUAGUGAGUCAUUUACUACAUGCCAUCCAGGUUACAUGUAUUUUUUUAUGAUCACAUAUCUGCACUGUCUCAAUAAGCAGAUAGAAGAAAAAUUAGAAAGUAAUAUAGGAUCGAAUUGGAGGGCCAACAACAUUUGGUAUGCCGUCUCUAUUGAUAAAACGUUAUUAGAUUCUGUAUUCGGGUCAAUAAAAAAAUUGGAAAAAGCAUUCUUUGCAAGUGGAAUACUUGUGAAGGACGACGAACUUCGAAAAGCAAAAUUCUGUACUCGUGGUGAAGAAAUUCUACCAGCUAUCCAACACAUAUAUCAACACUUGGAAUUUAGGUUGAAAUCAUACUUUGUUGUUGCACAGAUAUAUUCAAAGCAUAUUCAACUCAGUUUGCAUCAAGUUGUUAAACUUGUAUCACCCGAAGAAGAUCCAGCGUCCAUCAUUAUUCAGGAUGAAAUAAUACAAAUCGAUGAUGUAUAUGAUACACUUUGUAAGAGGAUUAUGAAGAGCAUACAAUUCAAUUGUCAAGUUGAUUAUUGUACCACGCACAAGAGUGAGAAAGAUACACCAUAUGAUUUCCAGUCAUUUGAGAUAUAUAGCGAUAUCUAUCGAAAUUUAAAACCAUGUGUUGCUGAAAUUUUCGAAAAAAACAAAUUGAAUUUUGACAUGGAUUUCAAAAUACAGCUGGAUGUCAACACGAAAUGCGGUUGCUGUAUUAGCAUAUUUCUUCGUGAUAUUAUUGAAGUAAGCCUUAUGUCAGUGAUAGAAAGUAUGGCAACAGAUAUAGUAGCUUCUUUGACCAACAAAAAAUUAUUUGGGAACUAUGUACCGAGUUGUAUUUUUGUGUUUGGAGACCCGUUCAAUCUGGGGCACGGUUCAAAGAUCCACAUAGCAUACGCCAUGCUUAUGCAAAAAGCGAUUGAUGACGGCGUUUAUAUUAAAGAAAAAGAUACAAAGACGUUUGUACAAAGAGAAUCAAUUUUUCAAUUACUGGAGACGUUUUUAGCUAAAAAAAAGCCUUACAUGUUUGAAAGGUUUGUCACUGGAACUUUGUGCCAAGUAUCAAGCGAAACGUAUGGUAUGCGGGUUGAAAGUUACGGUUUGAAAUCUUACGCCCGAAUGGACAGUGGUGGUAUCAAAAAUCAGAUUGCCGAAGAUGAUCCUUAUUUUGUAUUUAUUCAGAAAGGGAAGCCAAUUUCAACUAAGGGUUUCAUAAUUCAAGUCAAUUCUAUAAAGGCCUAUGAUGCUUAUGUAGACAUUCUGAAAUUAGAAAGUUCAACCAGUACUGUUCCGGACAUGUGUGCUCUAUUGCACGGCCACACUUUUGGUGCGAAAUUUGACAUACCUUGCAGAUCUUCGUCGAAACUUACGAUCAGAAAUUGGGUUGUAGAAUGUGAGCAUAUUAGCAAUUACUUAUCUAUCAAAGUAUCAAGAGGAUGCAUGAGUAUUGAAGACUAUGUAUAUAGCUCUUAUUACGAAACCCUAAAUAUCAUAAAGCCAUUGACACUUGCUUAUAUUUAACAUAUCACAGCUUCAAUAAAAUGAUACCAUUUUUAAACCA
Molecule: messenger RNA, 2783 nt
Organism: Mucor mucedo
Lineage: Eukaryota; Fungi; Mucoromycota; Mucoromycetes; Mucorales; Mucoraceae
Exons: 7
Coding region: 311-2743 (810 amino acids)
Source: RefSeq, a predicted model, not a curated record